This is a messenger RNA of Zymoseptoria tritici IPO323, 1206 nucleotides long. RefSeq lists its product as uncharacterized. The record is from RefSeq and is a predicted model, not a curated record. The coding region runs from base 1 to 1206 and encodes 401 amino acids. Gene Ontology annotation, molecular function: RNA binding. The transcript has 3 exons. NCBI's taxonomy places the organism in Eukaryota, Fungi, Ascomycota, Dothideomycetes, Mycosphaerellales, Mycosphaerellaceae.
AUGGCCGAUACAUCCUCCGCUCCCUCCUCGCUGCCUCAGCCACCGACUGGUGGUGCUUUCGAGAAUGGCUCCCAUAUGCCGCCGCCGCUUAAUAUCCCUCAAAAUACGAAUCCGCUGCCCACCUCUAUGAACAGUGCGUUCGAAAUGGGCUCUCCGACCAGCGCUGGGGGCCUCGUCAGGCGUGCGGCCCCGGAGCCGAACAAAAGAGCUUUGUAUGUGGGUGGACUCGAUCCUCGCGUAACAGAGGACGUCUUGAAACAGAUCUUCGAAACGACGGGCCAUGUGCAGAAUGUAAAGAUCAUUCCGGACAAAAAUUUCCAGUCAAAGGGGUUCAACUACGGCUUUGUUGAAUACGACGACCCCGGUGCCGCCGAAAGAGCCAUGCAGACCCUCAACGGAAGGCGCGUGCAUCAGCAGGAAAUUCGGGUCAAUUGGGCUUACCAGUCCAACACCACCUCCAAAGAGGACACUUCCAACCACUUCCACAUUUUCGUCGGUGAUCUCUCCAAUGAGGUGAACGAUGAGGUCCUCUUGCAGGCAUUCUCAGCCUUUGGGACAGUUUCGGAGGCGCGCGUGAUGUGGGACAUGAAGACUGGCCGUUCGCGCGGAUAUGGUUUCGUAGCUUUCCGCGACCGCGCCGAUGCUGAGAAGGCUCUGAGUUCAAUGGAUGGCGAGUGGCUCGGAUCGCGCGCGAUUCGCUGCAACUGGGCCAACCAGAAGGGUCAGCCAUCAUUUUCGCAGCAGCAGGCCAUGGUUCAGAUGGGCAUGACUCCGACCACUCCAUACGGAGGACACCACUCAUUCCCGACUCAGGGGGCGCAGUCUUACGAGAUGAUCGUGCAGCAGACUCCUCAGUGGCAGACUACGUGCUACGUCGGAAACCUCACGCCAUACACCACCCAGAACGACUUGGUUCCGCUGUUCCAAAAUUUCGGCUAUGUCACCGAGACGCGUUUCCAAUCGGAUCGCGGCUUCGCUUUCAUCAAGAUGGACACCCACGAGAACGCCGCCAACGCCAUCUGUCAGCUGAGUGGCUAUCAGGUUAACGGCCGUCCGCUCAAGUGCAGUUGGGGUAAGGACCGCCCACCGACCGGCCAAUUCGAUGGCUUCUCUCCAGCGCAAGGCCCACCUUCUGGGUUCCCACAGAGUGCUCAAGCAUUCUUCCCUCAAUACGGCCAGCCAGCCAUGUCUCCUCAAUGUAAAUAA